AGAGACAGACAGAGCGAGAGACAGACAGGCAGAGAGAGACAGACAGGCAGAGAGAGAGGGACAGAUAGGCGGAGAGACAGACGGAGAGAGAGAGAGACAGGCGGAGAGACAGACAGACAGAACCUGACGACACGGACUCGCUGUGGUUCGGAGGACAGGUGGAGACAGACGGACAGAGAGAGAGACAGGGACACUCAGCCUGUCUGUCCGUCGGAGUAACAGCCUGUCUGUGGUUCGGAGGACAGGUGGAGACAGACCGGAUCAGAGAAGAUGUUUGAUGACUUGAUUGAAGCCUUCUGCAGUCUGGAGCCACCUGUGUCAGCAGGGGGUGGGGCCUGUCAUGGAGGGCGGGGCCUGGAUGAGGAGGAGGAGGAGGGGGAGGAGUCUAGUCUGAGUGUUGGACAGUUCGUCCUUUGUCAUUGGUCAGAUGGGCUGUACUACCUGGGCAAGAUCCAGAGGGUGAGCCCGCCCAGACAGAGCUGCUUUGUCACGUUUGAGGACAACUCGAAGUUCUGGGUCCUCUGGAAGGACAUCCAACACGCUGGAGUCCCAGGGGAGGAGCCUCGUUGCUCUGUGUGUCGGGAGGCGGAGCCAAGGUCUGAUAGCCAAUCAAACCAAAACAACCAGAUCCUCAUCUGUGGGAAGUGUGGCAUCGGGUUCCACCAGCAGUGUCACGUUCCUCCUGUAGAGGGCAGCAUCAGUCUCAGUCCCUGGUUCUGUCGACGCUGUGUCUUCGCUUUGGCUGUCAGGAAAGGGGGCGCUCUGAAGAAGGGUCCGAUAGCCAAAGCUCUGUCUGCGAUGAAGCAGGUGUUGCCGUAUGACCUGGACUCUCUGGACUGGGACUCGCAGCAUCGGACCAAUCAGCAACAGUGUUACUGUUACUGCAGUGGCCCUGGAGAGUGGUACCUGAAGAUGCUGCAGUGUUUCCGGUGUCAGCAGUGGUUCCAUGAAGCCUGUACCCAGUGUCUGCCGGAGUCCAUGAUGUUUGGAGACAGGUUCUACCUCUUCCUGUGUUCAGCCUGUAAUAAAGGAUCAGAGUACGUCCGCCGUCUGUCCCUCAGGUGGGUCGACCUGGUUCACCUGGUUCUGUACAAUCUGUCAGUCAGCAGCAAGAAGAAGUACUUUGAGCUGGAUGAGAUCCUCGCCUUCGUCUCUGCUAACUGGGAACACCUACAGCUCGGGAAGCUGUCUAACACUCCUCCAACAGAGAGGGGGCAGCACCUGCUGGACGCUCUGAACAAAUACAAGAGCAAGUUUCUGUGCGGGAAAGAGAUCAAGAAGAGGAAGUGCAUCUUUCGUCUGAGGACCAGAGUCCCUCCAAACCCCCCAUCCAAGCUCUUUCCUGAGCGCACCCAGAAUGACGGAGGCUGGGCCCGGAAGAAAGGCGUGGUCAAGAAUAGUGUUUCAACUGAGAGGAAGAAGAGGAAGUCCAAGUGGCUGCUUGAAGACGCCAUUCCUAAUAACGAGCUAUCCUGCAGAUGGACGUCCAACGAUCACAUGGCCAACAUCUUUGACUUCACUCUGGAUGAACUGCAGAGCCUGAAGAGUAGUUCCAGCAGGACGGUCAGUAUUGAUCAGGACUCCACUGAUGCCUCCACCUCUGGUUCUGCUACGACCAGCGCCUCCUAUCACUUCAGGAGGAGGGUGGGCAGCAGGAAGAGGAAGUUGCCUAGCAACAGCUACAGCCAGUGGGCCAAUCGCAGUGAGGCAGGGGAGGAGCUUGGAGGGGAGGAGCCUUCUGGGAUGCUGGAGGACAAAGAUGGCACAGACCACGCCCACUUGACAUCCGACUCCUCCCACUUCCUGUCAGACUCCUCCCAGAUCCCAUCUGACUCCUCCCACCUCCACUCCUCCAUCUCUUCGUAUUUCGGAGUGGCGGGCAGACUGACCAAUGGGGAGAGGUACCAGGUGUUAGCUCGACGUGUCACUUCUCAGGGGACGGUCCAGUACCUGCUGGAGUGGGAGGGGACAACACCUUAUUAGGGCAUACACAGAUGUCGUGUGAAGCUUUGAUUCCUCUUCCUCCGUUUUGUUUCCUGAUCAGCUCCCAGAACAGUGUGGCUGCGGAUUGGUCCAAAUCUCGUGUUUACCGAUCACCUGACCGAUCACCUGACCGACCACCUGACCGACCGCCUAUUGUUU
Molecule: messenger RNA, 2142 nt
Organism: Larimichthys crocea (large yellow croaker)
Lineage: Eukaryota; Metazoa; Chordata; Actinopteri; Sciaenidae
Gene: phf19
Product: PHD finger protein 19
Exons: 14
Coding region: 271-1983 (570 amino acids)
Biological process (GO): negative regulation of gene expression, epigenetic
Cellular component (GO): nucleus
Molecular function (GO): chromatin binding; DNA binding
Source: RefSeq, a predicted model, not a curated record